Messenger RNA from Clupea harengus (Atlantic herring), 1743 nucleotides. It is a transcript of the gene vti1b, whose product is annotated as vesicle transport through interaction with t-SNAREs 1B. NCBI's taxonomy places the organism in Eukaryota, Metazoa, Chordata, Actinopteri, Clupeiformes, Clupeidae. Gene Ontology annotation, biological process: intracellular protein transport; macroautophagy; vesicle fusion with Golgi apparatus. Gene Ontology annotation, cellular component: SNARE complex; late endosome membrane; ER to Golgi transport vesicle membrane. The record is from RefSeq and is a predicted model, not a curated record. Gene Ontology annotation, molecular function: SNAP receptor activity; SNARE binding.
AGGCAAUGAGUAAGUCGCCUAAAAUCACGAGGUUCACGCGGAAGAGAACGCCCCGAUGAUUUUAUGUUAGUAGAAGGGCUUGUGUUUGUAUUUCUGCUUGUUUUAUGCUAAAUCGUAUACUUGUUGUUGUUUUCCAUGGACACUGGAAUAAUGUCAUCAGAGGAGUUUGAAAAGUUACAUGAGAUUUACACAUCUCUGUAUGAAGAACUCCAGCUGAUACCUCAGCAGAUCUUGCGAUGUCACGGAGAAGAGAGAAAGCGGUUGGUGCGAGUCUUCGAUGAGAGGAUUGGGGAAGCAGAAGAAGUUCUGCAAAGUAUGGACCGGGAACUCAUCGGAGCUCCAUCCUCCUUCCGAAACCCAAUGAGCACCAAGGUCCGGAUGUAUAGGAGGGACCUGGGCAAGCUGCAGCGAGAUGUCCGGAGCUCAGAUCAGGGUUCUGGCCUGGCAGUCCGCCCUGGAGAGAGCAGGCAGGGCAUCUAUGCCACUCAGAAUGACCAUAGUACUCACCUGCAAUCACAGCGGGCCAUGCUCAUCCAGGGCACAUCAUCUCUUAACAACGCCACAGCCAGCAUUGAGCGCAGCCAGCGACUUGCUGCAGAAACAGACCAGAUUGGUAAUGAAAUCAUUGAGGAGCUGGGUGAGCAGAGAGAGCAAUUGGACCGCACACGUGACCGGAUGGUUCAUACUGGAGAGAACUUGAGCAGAAGUCGAAAAAUCCUCCGCUCAAUGUCCAGACGGCUUGUAACCAACAAACUGCUUCUGUCGGUCGUCAUCGUAAUGGAGCUGGCCAUUCUGGGGGCUGUUGUGUACCUGAAGUUCUUCCGUAAAUAGGUCACUUGGUUCUCAAGAAGAGUACAGCCAAGAGACUAGAGGCACCACACACUAUCGCUGUCAUUUCCCCUCCUUCCUUCUAUCCCUCUUUACCUUGAGUGUAUACUGAUUCCAGGACGCUAAAGAGACUCUAUGUUACUCCCUAUGAGCUCUUGCUUCAGGGAGCUGCUGAUGUAAAGCAGCAGCAGCAGUAGGAGGAAAAGACUCCGUGCUUGGAUGGUGUGUAAUUACAUUCAAUCAAAAUACUCUGAUUCUGGGCCACAUGGACCUAAUCCCCUCAGUGAUUAUAGACUGGGGCCCUUUUUCUUUGCUGGCGGUCUGCUGCACUCCGGGCCACCCUGGAGAACUGAGCCAUGGGGCAGCACAGCAGGAUGAAGUCAGAGAUGCCUGAGGAGCCUGUGGACUCGAGUCGAGAGAGGCCAAGAGGAUACCUCUAAGCCAUGAAUGUGGGUUCACUUCCUGUGUCAGUGCUACCGGCUCUGCAUUUUUAAAGAAGAGGAUCCCUCUCCUGGCUCCCGUGUUUUUGUGUGGGUGUGGAGGAUGUCGAUGAUAUACGGGGCAAAUGUAUAUACUAACUAACAGAGACUGAAAUGAAUCAUGCACUAAUAAAUGUUAAUGUAACUUACAAUAUAAUGUAUUGAUCUAGGUUUGUAACAUAAUUCAACGAUGAUUUUUAAGAGGAAGAAUUGUACUGUUUAGUCUUAUUCUUAGUAUUAAAUAGGUCAUUGAAUGUCAGGUGUGGUACACAUGGAGGUUUCUCAUGGUGUUUUUUAUUGGUGAAAACAAACGCAGGUCUGGCAAGAAGAGACUUCUAAUAUAAGUAAGGUAUUCUGGCACUCAGAUUUCUGUGUACAAGGCACCUGCUACUAUGAAAUAAAUUCUCGUGGGUGUGUGCAGACACACUGACCUGUG